UUACGGGUUCACACGGCCUCGUGUUUUGGUUCAUCGAAAUCGAAAAUCGGGGCACAUUCCUCGAGGAAGGAAGGAACGCUCCUCGAGUCGGCCGGUUGUUUUUCUCUCAUUUUGCGCGAUUACAUUAUUAGUCUCCUCGAAACAGGUUUCUGCGACCAAAGGCUGAGCCGUUGCUCAAUCGAAGUGCCGAAGAUGAGCAAUGUUUUUACUAGUAGUGGUUGUGUUGUGUAAGUGGCAAAUGCACGACGAUGAGAUUCGUCCCGCUUCUCGUGAUUUCGUUCGUGUGCGAUGUGAAAGUAGCAGAGGAGGAGGAGGAGAAAGAGGAACUCUUUAAAUGAGAAUCGUAGAAUGGCCGGUUGGAGUAGAGCGAGGCAAGGCUGGCAGGAAGGGCAUGGUGUGCGUGCCGGUAUGGCAUCGCGGAGGAGGGGAUGUCUCGCGCGUCCCACUGUACUAAAGUCCUUCGCUCCUCUACAACUACUAUUCGAGGCAGAGUCGCCAGUCAGUGUCAGUCAUCACGCGAAAGUGUUCUUAGAAUCGAUCGAAACUGAUCGCGUUCUCGUCGCUGAAUUAUCUCUAAUAUUCGAUCCUGCGCUGAGGAGAAUCUCGAUGAAAAGAUUCGUAAAUCAAAAAUUGAAUUCUCUCCUCCAAUCGAGAUGACGGGAAGCUGGAAGACCAUUUUCGUAACUGGGGGCGCCGGUUAUAUUGGCAGUCACUGCAUUGUCGAGCUCCUGGAGUGCGGCUAUGACGUGGUUGCUAUAGACAAUUUCGCGAACAGCGUGACGGAAACCGACGGCGAAUCUGCUGCGCUCAAACGAGUCGAGCAAAUAACAGGAAAGGAAGUCACAUUUUACAACUGCGAUUUGCUCGAUAAAGAGAAGCUCGAGACCGUCUUCAAUCAGCAUAAAAUAGAUUGCGUAAUACAUUUCGCGGCUAUUAAAGCCGUUGGCGAGUCGAUGCAAGUUCCGCUUCAUUAUUACCGAAAUAACAUAAUAGGAGCUAUUAAUCUACUCGAGGUGAUGAAAGCAGCCGGCUGCUUUCAACUUGUAUUCAGUAGCUCUUGCACAGUUUAUGGCGAGCCUACAGAAUUACCUAUCACAGAAGAACAUGAAACCGGCAAUAUUACCAACGUUUAUGGUCGCACUAAGUACUUUAUCGAGGAAAUGCUCAAGGAUAUCUCCAGAGCUGAAAAGAGUUGGAACAUUGUAUCCUUAAGAUACUUCAAUCCAGUAGGUGCUCACCCAUCGGGAUUGAUUGGCGAGGAUCCGACGAAACCAUUUACAAAUUUGAUGCCGUAUAUCGCUCAAGUUGCAUUGAGGCACAAGCCGGAGUUGAUCAUAUUCGGUGGUGAUUAUCCUACGGAAGACGGCACAGGUGUCCGCGAUUAUAUUCACGUUAUGGAUUUGGCUGCUGGUCAUGUGGCAGCGUUAAAUGCUUUGCAUAAACAGCACCUCAGGCUUAAGAUUUAUAAUUUAGGCACUGGCAAUGGCGUGACUGUGUUGAAUUUAGUAAAAACGUUUGAAAAAGUCACCGGCACUACUGUGCCGUACGUUAUAAAGGAGAGAAGAGAGGGUGACAUCGUGUCCAUGUAUGCUAAUACGGAUUUAGCGAAAAAAGAACUAGACUGGACAGCGAAGUACAACGUUGAGCAAAUGUGUGAAGACUUCUGGAGGUGGCAGACGAUGAAUCCACACGGUUACCGAAUUUCAUUAAAGAAUGGAACUACAGAACACCUGAACAAUACAUCAUAAUAAUAAAAUUUUAUCGAGAAAUUUGUGCGAAUACAUUGUAAUAAAACAUCGAUUCGUUAUCUUGUAAUUUACAUUUUUAUAAUGUUUAUAAAUCUAUCCCUUACAUUU
Monomorium pharaonis (pharaoh ant) is the source of this 1856-nucleotide messenger RNA. RefSeq names its product UDP-glucose 4-epimerase. Gene Ontology annotation, cellular component: cytosol. Gene Ontology annotation, molecular function: UDP-glucose 4-epimerase activity. Bases 654 to 1748 code for a protein of 364 amino acids. Gene Ontology annotation, biological process: beta-D-galactose catabolic process via UDP-galactose, Leloir pathway. Lineage: Eukaryota; Metazoa; Arthropoda; Insecta; Hymenoptera; Formicidae. The transcript is spliced from 7 exons. The record is from RefSeq and is a predicted model, not a curated record.